AACUUUAACCUUGUCUUCAUGGAUUUUUGAAACCAAGGGCGGAAGUUACACCAGAGACACUUUAACACUUAAGAUGUUUAACUGGGGUAUACCCCUUUUGUUACUCGUUGCACCUUCUUUCCCUGAGUAACCAGAUGAAUGGGAUUCGGUUUAGACAGUUGUACUGUUACACAUGACACCAAGCAUCUAUGAGCAAAGUUGCUCCUUCCAUGGAGAGUGCAAACAUUACUAUUUAACGCUAGACUGGGCUAAGACAACGUGAGCUCAUCAAAGUCUACGUGUUUAUAUGAGCCUCAGUCUGAUCUAUCACAAAUUUCAAAGCCAUAUAUUCCACAAGUUUUUUUCCCCCUACAAUAUAACUUUUCAUAAUGCUCUGCUCUCUCCCCUAAGAUAUUCUUAUUCAACCUCUCUUUAUCUUACUGAAUUCAUCUAUACUAUUUAUUAUUACUACUUAAAAAAUCAUUAUGGAGGCUGGACAGAGACCAUCUGCGCUUGGUCUGGGAACGAAGCUCGGUUCAUACCACCAUCACCAUCAUGGAAAGUCCCAAGAUGGAUUAAAUGGAUCGAUGGCCGAUGUGCCAAAAGACCUUCUCUCCGAGAUUAAGAAGCUGGAAGAUCUAUUCACUGUCGACAAGGCCAAGCUCAAGGAAAUCACCACGCACUUCGUUUCGGAGCUUGAGAAGGGUUUGAGCGUAGAAGGUGGCAGUAUCCCAAUGAACCCAACAUGGGUUAUGGAUUUCCCAGACGGAUCUGAGACUGGCACCUACUUGGCUCUUGAUAUGGGUGGUACCAACCUGCGUGUUUGUGAGAUUACCUUGACGGAUAACAAGUCGGAGUUCGAUAUUAUUCAAUCCAAGUACCGCAUGCCUGAGGAGCUGAAGACUGGCGAGUCUGAGGAGCUUUGGGAGUACAUUGCCGAUUGUCUGAAGCAAUUCAUCGAAACUCACCACGGCGAAAUUCCUGCAUCGCAAGGAAAGAUCCCGCUUGGUUUUACGUUCUCAUAUCCUGCUACUCAGAACUACAUUGACGAGGGCGUUCUACAACGGUGGACGAAGGGGUUUGACAUCAACGGUGUUGAGGGCCGCAACGUCGUACCGCUUCUAGAAGCUGCCUUGGAGGCGCAGGAAGUUCCUAUCAAGGUGUCGGCUUUGAUCAAUGAUACUACGGGUACUCUUAUUGCUUCUGCCUACACUGACCCGAAGAUGGCCAUCGGAUGUAUUUUCGGAACUGGAUGCAAUGCUGCAUAUAUGGAGAACUGCGGCUCCAUUCCUAAGUUGGCUCACCUAAACCUGGACCCGAACUGGCCGAUGGCUAUCAACUGUGAGUGGGGCGCUUUCGACAACGAGCACAAGGUCCUUCCACGAACUCCUUACGAUAUCAUCAUCGACAAGGAAUCCCCUCGACCGGGACAACAGGCUUUCGAGAAAUGUAUAGCUGGUCUCUAUCUCGGUGAAAUCUUCCGACUGAUUUUGGUCGAUUUGCAUGACAACAAGGAAGUUCACAUUUUCGAGGGACAAGACAUCAAGUACCUUCGAAAGCCGUACACCCUUGAUUCAUCCUUCCUCUCGGCCAUUGAGGAUGACCCAUUCGAGAACUUGCAAGAGACUGCAGAUCUAUUCCAAGAGAAGCUCCACUUAACAACUACUCGCCCCGAACUUGAGCUGAUCCGCCGAGCUGCUGAACUUAUCGGCACACGUGCUGCUCGGUUGUCUGCCUGCGGUGUUGCCGCCAUUUGCACCAAGAAGAACCUCCAACCAUGUCAUGUGGGUGCGGACGGUUCCGUGUUCAACAAAUACCCGCAUUUCAAGGCCCGAGGCGCGCAAGCUCUCCGAGAGAUUCUUGACUGGCCAGCAAAGAAGAACUCGAAGGAGGAAGAUCCGGUAGAGAUCCUCGCCGCAGAAGACGGAAGUGGUGUUGGCGCCGCCGUUAUCGCUGCUCUGACACUGAAGAGAGUGCAGAAGGGUAACGUCGCCGGUAUCCUGCACCCUGAAAACUUCAAAUAA
Molecule: messenger RNA, 2003 nt
Organism: Annulohypoxylon truncatum
Lineage: Eukaryota; Fungi; Ascomycota; Sordariomycetes; Xylariales; Hypoxylaceae
Product: hexokinase
Exons: 6
Coding region: 465-2003 (512 amino acids)
Biological process (GO): intracellular glucose homeostasis; glucose 6-phosphate metabolic process; glycolytic process
Cellular component (GO): mitochondrion; cytosol
Molecular function (GO): D-glucose binding; fructokinase activity; mannokinase activity
Source: RefSeq, a predicted model, not a curated record